AAAAUCAACAAAUAAAUAAAAUAAAAUAUUCCUUGAUGUAGAGUUAUUUUAAAAAUAAUUAAAAAUACAUCAUGUCCCGGGUUACUUUACAGCCUUCAUUGUUGAAUGCUGCUUCCGGAGGUGUCUCUAAAUGUGCCGAAAUAUUUGUUACAAAUAAUGCCGAUAAAUGGACAUUUGUCUGUAUACAUUGCCAAAAAGCUACCAGUGAUAUAGGAGUUUUCAUUUGUCACAUUCGUUUGGAACAUUUAAAAGGCAACAUAAAUUUGGGAGAAAGUUAUCCUACAACUGAAAGUCCAAUAAAUGUUUUAACUCCAAAUAAAAAUGCAUACCUUCCAGAGCAAAAUGAUAACAUUCCAGCGGCAUAUGGGAAAACUACAGAAAUAGUUGAAGCUAAAAAUAGUAUCCAAGAUGAACAACAAACAAUGCAAAGUGAUGAAAGCCAAAAUCUUCUUGCUCCAAAAAGUCAAAUCUUUAUGCAGAGUAAUACAGUUAAACAGGAAGCAACUGGCAAUCAGGAACUUUCCAAAACUUCAAAUAUAACUACACUAAAACAGCAGGAAAAUCCUACUCCAAAUGCAAAAAGCCACACGACAGAUGAUCAACCUCCAUCAAUUUCUGAUGUUACUUCAUUAAGUCAAUCUGCCUAUGAUUUCAGUAGUGAAACAAUUACACCAGACGAUCCACCAGAGCCAAUGAAAUGUGAUUUUGUAAAAGAAGAAGUUAUUAUUAAUGAACGAGAAGAUUUACAACCUCCUGCCGGUAAAGUUCCAAAAAUUUCGGAUGUAACUUCAUUAGGGCAGAUGCUGGCAAGUGAGAAGGAAGUGGAAAACUAUUCAAAUAAGGAAGCUUCAUCAACAACAUCUCAACAACUGGAAACAAACUUGGAAUUUUAUGCUAUAACAUCUAUCGGGCAAGACUUGGAACAACAAGGACAAAAUGAAAUUGUACAAGUGGUUUAUUUAAAGGAAAAUGAUACCUCUACAAAUAAGGAACAAGAAAAUGCAAAAGACUAUAAUGAGAAUAAUAUUAAUCAAACAGAUGAUGUUGUCAUGUCUUCUUUUACACCAAGUGAUGAUGAAAAUGAUGAUGUUGAAACAAACAUUCACAUACGAUCUUCUUUCACAUGUGGCAAAUGCGAAAAAAGUUUUAAAUGUAAAGUUAGUUUAGAAAAACACGCUGUGGCUAAUCAUAGAUCCCUAAUUUUGAAAUGUCCAUUCUGUCCGGUUAAAAGAAAUAAAUGGUGUCUUUUUCUAGCUCAUUUAAAAACGCAUGAGAGCGACACGUGUUUUCCUUGUCAUAUCUGUGGCAAGAUAUUCGAAAAUAAUCGGGAACGUAAGAAACAUACGAAAGAGCAUGGUGUUGAAAAACCAUGUACUUGUAAAACAUGUUUGCGUAAACAAGAAUAUCAAUGUAAUGUAUGCUCAACCUUAUUUCAGUCAGAGCUAUCUCAAAAUCCUCCCUAUAUUUGUGGGAAAUGUAAAGAAUUGCCUGAAAAUCUAGUAGUUGAGAUUGAUCCUGCAGAAACAAAUACUGCAGCUGUCUUGAUGGAUAAUCCUGACAAUACUCAAACCAUUGCUAACAUAGAGCAAAAUGACAACUGUUCUACUUCCUUAAAUGAAAAUGACGACGAGGACUCUGAAAUAGAAUUAAUUACAGACAAUUUUCCCAGUGUUAGCAGUUCAAAUACUAACCAAAUAUCCCAGAACAAUAACAUACGUUACAAAUGCUUAUAUUGUAAUUCAUUAUUUAUUUCCGAAAGGAGUGUCAUUUGUCAUGCCUCUAAAAUGCAUUUUAAAAAUGUAAAGGAUUUAGCUAACAUUUGUCGUUAUUGUAAUAGAUCAUUUCGAACUGAAUCAUCUUUGAAUCUCCAUCAAAAAAGCCAUGAAAAAGGCAAACUAUUUGAAUGUACUAUCUGUACUUUUAAUGAAUAUAGAGAAAGUGUUUUUAUUACUCAUAUGCUAAAGCACGAAAGCGACAACUGUUUUCCCUGUCAAGUUUGUGGAACAGUAUUCACCAGCAAUACGGAACGUUUGCAACAUUGGCGCACACACAUCGAGGAGAGACCACAUGGCUGUAAUAUUUGCUUUAGACGUUUCCAUCAGCAAUAUAUACUCAGAAAUCAUAUGAGAACUCAUUGUCAAUACAGUUGUCAUUUCUGUCACAAUAAUUUCCAAUCGAAUCGUUUUUUAAAAUGUCCACAUGUUUGUGAUGAAUGUGAAAAAUUACCGCAAAUUAAAAAGCAAUUGGAACAACUUAAAUCAAAGGCCAAGAAAAGAGCACUUGAUUCGGAAGGGGAAUAAUAUUUGAUCUGUUAAUAUUUAGCUUCAUAUUUUAUUUUCGUUUUAAAUACCUGUAUAUAUCAGCUGACGAAAAGUUCCAAAAAUUAAUAAUUAACGAAAUCUACAGGAAUUGUAAUCAACUCUA
Lucilia sericata (common green bottle fly) is the source of this 2424-nucleotide messenger RNA. Its product is annotated as zinc finger protein 33B-like. Lineage: Eukaryota; Metazoa; Arthropoda; Insecta; Diptera; Calliphoridae. The record is from RefSeq and is a predicted model, not a curated record. The coding region runs from base 72 to 2300 and encodes 742 amino acids. The transcript is spliced from 3 exons.